Helianthus annuus (common sunflower) is the source of this 2304-nucleotide messenger RNA. RefSeq lists its product as uncharacterized. The transcript has a single exon. The coding region runs from base 1 to 2304 and encodes 767 amino acids. The record is from RefSeq and is a predicted model, not a curated record. NCBI's taxonomy places the organism in Eukaryota, Viridiplantae, Streptophyta, Magnoliopsida, Asterales, Asteraceae.
AUGUAUGGAGGAGACGGAGAGCAAGGAGAGUACACUUAUGUUCAAGGUCAAAAUCAAGGGAUGCAAGGUGUUGGUAGAAUUCCUCAACAACAAAUGGUUCAACAAGUUAUACCUCAACUACCACCACCACAAGGUCCACCGAUUCAAAGGCAAGUUCGACAACAACAACAUGUGGGACCAAGGUUUCAACCACCUCUACAACAAUUCGGACCUCCAAGGCCACAAGUUCAAAGACCAAUGGGUCCACCACGUCCAAGAGUGCGUUUGGGUGUACCAAAAAGACAUCACUGUGAAGUUGUAUGCGGAAUUGAGGCUCAUUUCCGACCCGUUAUCACUAAUAACCCUUCUCCGGUAGUGAUUCCUCAUCACUCGGAUGGAAGAACGUUUGAGGUUAGGACCAAUGUGCUUCAAAGUUUACCUAAGUACAAGGGGUUAGCAACGGAAGAACCCUACUUUCAUUUAGAGGCAUAUGAUUCUAUUUGUAACACUAUUGGUGGUCAAGGGUUUUCAUCCAACGAUGUUAAAUUGGUGCUCUUUCAGUUUUCCUUAGAAGACAAGGCGAGAAAAUGGUUUUACACCUUACCUUCGGCAUCUAUUUACACAUGGGCAGAAAUGCAACAAUUCUUUUUGGAGGAAUUCUUUACCGCCCAAAAGACGAAUGAUGCAAGGAGAAGCUUGAGAAGUUUCCAACAACAGUCGGGUGAAAUGUUUCACGAGGUGUUUGAGAGGUUUAAUAUGAUGAUUAAAAAUUGCCCUCACCAUAGCAUUGAGCUUUGGGAAUUAUUAAAUGCUUUUCAUGAGGGUUUAUGUUCCGAGGAUGCUCGUGAUUUGAUGUCUAUCACGAAUGGUACAUUUGGUACUAAUUAUGAACAAGAUGAUUGGCAAUUCUUGGAACAAAUGGAGGUCACAUCGAAAAGGAAGGCUCAAUCAUCAAGGAGAGCACGACCGACCAUUACCCGAACUCAAGUGCAUGCGGUAGAUGAUGGUAAUAUUCAAACUUCGAAUCAAAUUUAUGAUGUUUGUGCGCUUUGUAAUGAGUUGGGGCAUGCGGCCAAAAAUUGCCAAGGAGGUGGAGGGCAAUAUGAAGAAGUGAAUGUUAUUGAUGGUCAAGGUGGGGAUGGUAGAAAUUACAACAUGAAUUCAAAUACAUACCACCCCGGGUUACGAAACCACCCGAAUUUUAGAUAUGGGAACCCGUCAAAUCAACUUAACCCGAACUUUCAAGGAAACCAAGGAAAUUAUGUUCCUCGCCAACAAUUUAAUAAUCAAGGUUUUCAAAGGCAAUUCCAACAACCGGGUAAUGAACAAAGUGGGUUUUCAGAUCAAGGUUCCUCUGGUGGAAAUGAGGUCAUGGAGACGUUGAAAGCGAUGCAAAUGGAGAUGCAACGAAGAAAUCAGCUUGAUGAGGUUCGUAUGCAAAAAGAUGAAAUCUGUGACAAAGCUCUUCAAUCGUUGACCACUCAAAUGGGUCAACUUGCGAGUGAAGUGGCGAUAUUAAAGAAAGCAAAAGGCCAGCUAACGAGUGACACGGUGACAAAUCCCAAUAAAAUAAAAAGCGUUAAUAUCAAUGUGGUAAGCACCGUUCCUAGUACCGAAUUUAAUGAAAAAUUUCUAACCUCUUCGUGUCAAAUAAAUACAGGUAUAGGGAAGGAUGCCGAUGGUGAGAAUGAUAAAGAACAUGGAGCACCAAUCAUGCCUAUCCAUGUGGGAAAAUUAAAAAUCCCUCACGCAUUGUUGGACUACGGGGCGAGCAUGAGUGUGCUACCAGGUGAUCUAUAUGACAUGUAUGAUUUUGGUCCGGUUGAAGAUACAAACACCAUGGUGAGCUUGGCGGAUGAGAGUUGGAGGCAUCCACGAGGAGUGGUUAGGAAUGUCAUAAUUCGGUUGGGAGAAUUCGACUAUCCUGUGGAUUUUCUGGUCUUAGAUUAUGUUUCUACUGAAUUGGCAUCACAACAGAGGGUAAUUUUAGGUCGACCGUUUCUUUAUACAGCAAAUUCUCAAAUCAACUGUAGAGACGGGGUUAUUACGAUGACCGAAAAGAACCGUAAGUUGUACUUCGAUGUUCAUACUAGGGAGAUUAGUUAUGAAUCUAUUGAAGAGAAGGGUAGAGAGCCUAGUGACCAUAUGAGAGGUGUGCAUCAAAGAAUAAAAACAAACAAACCACCGGGGUGUGAAAAGAAGUAUGAGGGUUCGAGCAGGUAUGCAGUUGACUAUCCACCAAAUGGACAUUUGAUGCAUGCAUUUCAACCAAUGACAAGCUACAGUGAGGGAGGUGAUAGGAAGCGAUUCUUUGAGCCACCAUAA